Messenger RNA from Suillus subalutaceus, 2295 nucleotides. RefSeq lists its product as uncharacterized. The transcript has 11 exons. Lineage: Eukaryota; Fungi; Basidiomycota; Agaricomycetes; Boletales; Suillaceae. The record is from RefSeq and is a predicted model, not a curated record. The annotation marks the transcript as partial.
AAUGUACGACACAAAUACACGUCCGCUAAAACGUCAGUGCACACAUUCCAUCUCGACCUCGCCGAUGCCGAGAUCUUCGUCAUUCACUCCACCCCCAGACUCUCCGAUGCCAGCACUCCGCCUGCUCCCUCCAGCAAUCUUACUCCUUGCACUUCCAGGGCUUCUGGCACUUCCUCCGACUCAUCUAGACUUUGGCUUUUCACUCUUUCUCUCCCUCCGUUCAUUAAGACAAUGCUUAGCACUGCCUGCCCUAGCACCUGAUUAUUUGGCCGAAGUCGGCAUGAGAGUCAUGGAGAGUGGCUCGCAGGAGGGAGGAUGUGACUGGGCUGUAGGUAUUCAUUCCGAAGUCGAGAAAGCACUUAGCAAAGGCCUCCUCAUCGCUCAAAAAGUUACAUCCUUCACUUCGGCCGCUUUGCCAUCACCACACUCCUCCAUUCUCAUUUUGCAUUUAUCUUCCCUUCCUCUACCACAUCUCCCAAAAUUCGCACGUGCUAUCCUCAGACGCCUCAUUGUGUCAUUUUUACCCUCCGACCCUCUAGGCAUCGUAUAUGCCCUGCACCACUCCCGGAUUAUUUUCCUCACUCACGUCAUUAGGUUGCGUGUCCUCCUUCGUGCAGGUGCAUGGGCCCAAGUAGGGCCUGCUCUUGAUACCGCGGAGGCCAUGCUUGGCUUGAUAUUCAACAAGGACGGCAAAAUUAAGAAUGACAAGGGUAAUAUUAAUGCGAUUGUAAACGCCAAACCAGAUGAUGACGCACUUCCUCAUUGGAACUCUAUAACUGCUCACGACGUUAACGCUCCCUCUCGCGAAUAUUCCCAAGUGCACAUCAACCAUUCAGAUGUGGAACCCAAACAAGAGGAGGAAAGCACGCAAUCAGACCCUGCUCAUGCUUCCUUUGUUAUUCAUACACUGCUCUCCGGUACCAUAUUCUGUACUUUCUCCGGAAACAUUCGUGCUGCCGAGCAAAGGCUCAUCGCGCUCCACAAAAUUGUCGAUAGUGGAGCACUCGAGGGAUUCAAGGAUGAUUCCUCUCCCUCCGCGCCCUCCUCUAGCAGUCCAUACCACCCACUCAUACUUCUCCUUCUUACAUUUCUCGUCAGCGCCACUGCGAAACGGGACCCAGUGGGCAGAAACCCAAAGAGACGGCUCUGCGCCGAAGCAGCAAUCAGUAUUCUCAAUACUAAAAGAGAGGAUAUUGAACUGCCGCUCUGGGCUUCCUUAGCAGAUAGAGACAAAAUAAUACAGCGUGCAGUAAGACUCACAGCUGAUCUUUUAUGCGAGCUCGUUGCGAUAUCCCGCCCACAUCAACCCUCCACAUCAACCCUCCACGCCACACACCUCGCACAUGCAUUCAGAGAUACCGAACGCGCAGGCGUAUGCUAUCGCGUUGCCAAAUCCAUGGAUGAUGAGCGCAAUGCAGCGGCUGGGUAUGUAGGUGCUGCUGCAUGCGCUGGGGAAGCAUUGUUGCGCAUAGGACUAUGUGCCCAAGCCCAGGCUCACGACGAGAACUCGAACACUGUUGUGAAUGAAGAUGCUAGCAGUGACAAUAGCGGCUGGUUGGAUGCUGAGACGUAUGCAGUGGCUGGGUCUGCGAUCAAGCGGUGUCACGGGAUGGGAGGGAUGCGUGAAGCGGUUGGGAAGGUGAUGCAAGCAGCUGUGGCGGGUACGAGGGGGGAGAUUGUUGGCGCCAGAUCUCACCUAAAAACUGCGUUGUCUUUAUCAACGUUAGCAGGCGAGAACCAUCUCCAUGCGUUGCUCCUCGCGCAAGUGGGUGCACAGUAUUUGCAUAUGGCACCUACGCAUGCUACGGAGACGUUGGCUGUGUGCAAGACGCUUGGUGCUGGGAUAGGUGCGAAGCAAAAGGACGUGAAUGGUGGAAACGGUAAAGGAAAAGAAAAGAAAAAUGAGAAUGACACGGACGGUGGUAAUGGGUCGAUAAGCAAUGCCCCCCUUCGCCUCUUGAUAUUUAAGUGCACGAAUAAGCUGCACCGAGUGGCAAAGCAAGAGGUGUAUAAUGCUAUGUAUCGGGGUACGGUAGAAAGGAUGGUGGGGAGGGCGGGGUGGCCUUCUGCAAUGGAAUCUGAUGAUGAUGAAAAGGGGCCUGCCGACAGUGAAGAUGUCAAAAUGCAGGAUCUGGAUCGGGAUCGGGAUGUUGAGAUGUAGGUGCCUGCAUCUUGUUCAUUUAAGGAUGACAGAGGGUAACACAUCUUGAACACUGCGAUUUCGGGCUGCCUGGACUAAUCUUGCUAGAAGCACUCAAAAGUGAUUGAUACUCGCAACGACACACAUAACAUACU